AGCCAGUAAUCGAAAAAAAGUGAAGCGUAAAAACUAAACGGUACUUGGAAAAUUUACUUUGCCUGUGUGCGUGCUUCUGUUUAUGAAAACUACGUUUUUAAGCAUUUGUAAUUGUUGCAACGUAGCGUUGGAAGGAAAAAAACAGCGAGUGGAAACGCCCGGGUGGCGGAAAUCGACUUCCAGUGCGCGAGUGCAAGAUUGUGUGUGUGCUUCGUUCCGUCCUCUGGUGUCUGGCACCUUAACACAACAACAACUACUGCAGCAGCAGCAACAACAACAACAACAACAACAACAACAACAACAACAAUAGUAAGCAGCAGCAACAACAUACGCACAAUAAUAAGAAGGCCCGUGACGUUGUCGCUGCCGUCACCAUCAAAAGGAAAAAAACCAAAACGAGCAGAAAAACAAACCGCAGUGCAGUAGGGAAAGCUAAAGUUGCGUUAUUUUACAAAACUAGGUUCUUCAUUCGCUUGUCCCUAGGGUUUGUGAAACAGCCUCAACACGAAUUUCCUACCGUUUGCCCAUCAGCGGCGAUCGACUGUGGUUGCCAGCGCCCCAGCGCCAGGAUCUGCCUCUAGGAUCCCGGAAUCGCCCAGCACCACAGGGAGCAGCAGCAUUAACAUCAUCUACAGCAAAACCACCCAUCCAAAUAACAGCCAUACCAGCGGCAGUACAGAGAAAUUUAGCUGGCAGCAAUCCUGGCCAGGCAGGACCUCCUCAGCCCUUACAGACGAAUCCGGAACCAUGUCAGUAAACACAACUUUCGACCUCAGCUCGCCCAGCGUUACAUCGGUGCGUGCGCCACCGGUACAGGUCGUAAAGGAGGGGUGGCUGUCGAAAAGGGGCGAGCACAUAAAGACCUGGCGCCAGCGCUACUUCGUGCUCCACUCCGAUGGGAAACUGAUGGGCUACCGCAGCAAGCCGGCAGAUAGUGCCAGUACGACAUCGGAAUCCGUGCUCAAUAACUUUACGGUGCGCGGCUGCCAGAUCAUGACCGUCGAUCGGCCAAAGCCAUACACCUUCAUCAUCCGCGGCCUGCAAUGGACCACGGUAAUCGAGAGGACAUUCGCCGUCGAAUCGGAAUUGGAGCGCCAGCAGUGGACGGAGGCCAUUCGCAACGUAUCCAGCCGGCUCAUUGAUGUGGGUGAGGUGGCUAUGACGCCAUCUGCUCAGGCAGACAUGAGAGACGUGGACAUGGAGAACGUGGACUUCGCCGACAUUGCCGAGGACGAGCUUUCCGAGCAGUUUUCCGUACAGGGAACGACUUGUAAUAGCAGCGGCGUUAAGAAAGUGACUUUGGAGAAUUUUGAGUUCCUCAAGGUGCUUGGCAAGGGCACCUUUGGUAAGGUUAUUCUGUGUCGCGAGAAGGCAACCGCCAAGCUGUACGCGAUCAAAAUUCUUAAAAAGGAGGUCAUUAUUCAAAAGGACGAGGUGGCCCACACCCUGACGGAGAGUCGUGUGCUCAAGUCAACAAAUCAUCCGUUCCUCAUUUCACUCAAAUAUUCGUUUCAAACCAACGACCGCCUCUGUUUCGUGAUGCAGUACGUGAACGGUGGCGAGCUCUUCUGGCAUUUAAGCCACGAACGUAUAUUUACAGAGGAUCGAACCCGGUUUUAUGGAGCAGAGAUCAUUUGUGCUCUGGGCUAUCUGCACUCGCAGGGCAUCAUUUAUCGCGACUUGAAGCUGGAAAAUCUUUUGCUGGACAAAGAUGGCCACAUCAAGGUCGCAGACUUCGGUCUGUGCAAGGAGGACAUCACCUACGGCCGCACAACGAAAACCUUCUGCGGUACACCGGAAUACCUAGCUCCGGAAGUAUUAGAUGACAAUGAUUAUGGCCAAGCGGUGGACUGGUGGGGCACUGGCGUGGUUAUGUACGAGAUGAUCUGUGGUCGUCUUCCGUUUUACAAUCGUGAUCAUGAUGUGCUCUUUACAUUGAUUUUGGUGGAGGAGGUGAAAUUCCCGCGCAAUAUCACAGAUGAGGCGAAAAAUCUGCUAGCUGGUCUCCUAGCUAAGGAUCCCAAGGAGCGUUUGGGAGGUGGAAAGGAUGAUGUCAAGGAAAUACAAGCACAUCCCUUUUUUGCGAGUAUUAACUGGACAGAUCUACUGCUAAAAAAAAUACCGCCGCCUUUCAAGCCUCAGGUCGCAUCCGAUACGGACACAAGGUACUUCGACAAUGAGUUUACGGGAGAGAGUGUGGAGUUAACGCCGCCGGAUCCCACUGGACCGUUGGGUUCCAUAGCCGAAGAACCGCUUUUCCCGCAGUUCAGCUACCAAGGAGACAUGGCCUCCACGUUGGGCACCUCGUCGCACAUUAGUACUUCCACAAGUCUCGCAUCGAUGCAAUAGAACAAGUUUACAAACUUCUACAAGCACACAUCAUGUUCUGCUUCAUCACCUAUUACUAUACUAUACCUAUAACACAUAGAAAUGGGCAAAAGAAAACAACAGCAAGAAAUAUAUUAAAUAUUAAUUAUACCAUGAUAACGAAGGCAAGCAAAGGGUUUUCUUGCUAGUUUAUAUACACCAAUAAUAAGAGAAUUGAAUUGAUAGUAACUUAUUUUUGUAUAACGAGAAAGGGAACGUUGAAAGAAAGGGCAGCAGCAGAAGCCGAGGAAAAUAAUUUACUACAUAUGAUUAUACACAUAUAUAUAUAUAUAUAAAUAUAUAUACAUAAUUAUAUAUACAACUAAAUAUAACACUUGGGGCAUUGCGCUUGAAGUGAUUAGUUAAUUUUAAACGCAAGGAAAACAUUUAACCAAGCGACUCAGAGCGGUGCAUUCUAGUGGUAGGAUAAGGCAUGCAUCAUAGGAUCGCAUCGUCUGGGGGACGCUUAAGCUGAUUGAUUAUACAGAUUAUUCACGCAGACAGCACUCACACAGCCACUUAGCAUAUAGCGAACAUGAAGUUUAGUUAACUGGACAGCAACAAAUCGAAAUACACAUAUUCAAUACCGCCCCCACAUGCAACACUCGUAUAUAUACAUUAUUUAUACUCCAAAGAAGCAAAAAAGAAACAGAAACAAUUACAAGUUAUAUAUAAUGUUAAAAUUGCCUCUAAUGUGCUGUGCUUUAUGCAAAACUACAACAACAGAAACAAACAAACUAAUAGUUAAUAAACGAGGGAAACGUACAUCAAUGCAGUUUAUAGGCGCCAAUAAUUAGCAAACAACUAAAAGUUAUAUUCAGGCAUAAACAUAUUUCGAAACAAUAACGGCAACAGCAAAAUUAUUACAAUUGACGCCAUUUUUAUUAUAAUUUUUUACGGAAAAUAUAUAUUUGUAAAUAUUUAUAAAAAGCAAAAACUUUUAAAUGAGUAAAUGCAAAAAAAAAAAAAAACUGUCGGGUGGAAAAUGGAAGUCACCAUUUGAGGCCACAGAAAAGGUUUAACCUUUGAUACAAGAAAAAAUGUAUCUUUGUCAUUUCAUUUUUGGCAUUGAAAAGUUCAUAACAAGUUUUGUAUACUUAGAGCAAGUCAGCAAAAAACAAAAAAAAAUAUAUAAAUCAACCUCAACAGACUUACAAAUAGUUCCAAAAGGAAGAUUAAAAAUUAUAUAAACAGAAAAAAAACCUAAAAGAAAAUAAAGAAUUUUUGAUAUUUUUAUAUGCGCAAUAAAAACAAAAAUCAAGAAUAAAACGAAACAAAAAGGUUAUUUUAUAUUUCGUAAAGAAAACAAAAUAAAUAUUGUAAAUAAAAAUUAUUAAAUAAAAUCAAGUUCGGGCAUUUCAACUGAAAACAAAGAAAUUGAAAGCAUAAUCUCUCUCUAAAUGUUAAACAAAACUUAUCAAUCGAUGAACACAAUAAACAGCAAACAGUAAAUCGAAAA
This is a messenger RNA of Drosophila santomea, 3826 nucleotides long. It is a transcript of the gene Akt, whose product is annotated as RAC serine/threonine-protein kinase. Gene Ontology annotation, biological process: protein phosphorylation. Gene Ontology annotation, molecular function: protein serine/threonine kinase activity; ATP binding. The transcript has 7 exons. The record is from RefSeq and is a predicted model, not a curated record. The coding region runs from base 748 to 2349 and encodes 533 amino acids. Lineage: Eukaryota; Metazoa; Arthropoda; Insecta; Diptera; Drosophilidae.